Messenger RNA from Rotaria sp. Silwood1, 849 nucleotides. The record is from the annotation of a GenBank genome assembly. NCBI's taxonomy places the organism in Eukaryota, Metazoa, Rotifera, Eurotatoria, Philodinida, Philodinidae.
AUGGCUUCGUAUGAUCUUGCCGUACUGUGCUAUCAUCAAGCUAGUACAUUAUCUGUUCAUCCACAUAUGUCUUAUAGUGAAAUCAUGGAGCUCAUAGCUUCACGUUUUGAUAUUAGUGUAGACUCAUUCGAACUGCAAGUGUAUGACGAACAAUUUCAAACGUAUAUUGAUUUUGAUGAUGAAUGUACCGAAAGACUUCGACAAUUAUUACCUCGGACACGCAAAAAGACGCUUCCUGCACAAGUUUUAUUUCAUGAAACAAGAGAAGCAGAGCCCGAAUUUUCUUACUUUCGAAAUGCUCUAUCACCAUUACAUGUAGCAGCUAACAGUCCGAGUGGUAUGUCUGUAUCAGAAGAUCCCAGAUCUCCAAUAACAAUUAUUGACACGAAUCUGUGCCUCCUUGAUGAUUCUUUAUCAUCACCCAACGAUACUCAUUCAAGUUCUGCUGAUGUUGCUAACUCAAUAUCCCACUUAGUCUUUGUACGUGAUGUUGCUUCUUACCAAAGAACUCAACAUCAACAGAGUAGUUGUCAACGAGAUACUAUAGAUAUAUGUUCCAAAAAGAAAAAGUACAUCAUACGUAUACAAGGGGUUAAAACUGACCAUGAUAACAAAUAUGCUAGUAUUCUGCCAGAAAUUAAAUUCCCAUCGCAUGUUUUGCGUCAAGAUCAAAUGACACUUGUUGUUGCUGUUGUUAUUGAAGAACACAAUAAAGAACAAGUGAUUUGGCAUUUAGAUGCACAAAAAGGAUUUUUGCGUGAUGAUAUUGAAACAGACACAAUAUCUUACAAUCCAAUUUGGCUUAAAAUCGAUCGAUCAGCUUUGAUAAACGAUGGCAUUCUCAGGUAA